GACGCAUUACAGCUGGCUGGAAACUGAACAACAGUUUCACCGCCAGAGUUCCGCUCCACCUCGGUUCAUGGUACUUGGGCAGGGGGCUUGAAAGUACGUUUAGCUUCUAACGGCAGUGUCGGAAAUCCACAAGAAUCAGGUUUCCAGUCGUUCCCAAGGAACGUGACUUGAUCGUCUUCUAAACCUCAUAAACCCUUAGUAUUCCACCUGUCUCGCAACAAGUCCAGACAUUUGGGUAAUCGUCCCGUUCGUGUGUACCUUUGCUUUUUUUGGAACAAUAUGGAUAAUAUCAUAUUUGAAGACCCUUCGAAACGCGUAUCACGCAAGAAGCAAGCUGGUUCUAACGUUGCUUUACCUGUCGCAAGAUGUGGCAUGGCGAUCGAGCAAGCACCAGAACCGAUCGAUCCUUAUUUCAGUCACGAUACCAAUUUCGAUGCACAUAUCCAUGGCAAGGAACCGGUAUCUCUGUACGAUAUAUUCUCGUUAUCAGGCGACGAGGAAUUGGGAAAUGAGGACCUGAUAAACGGGUCACCGCAAGCUUUAUCACAGGGGAACAUUAACGGCCAGCAGGAAUGGUCUGUAUCUGUAUCUCGCGAACCGGUUGAGGAUAUUAUUCCGAUCGACCCUGCAAUCCUCGGAAAAGAAAACGUGAGCGAGGAAGAUGUGGAUGAGAAUGUUGCGCUUGACUGCUCUGGCUCAUCGUAUCCUACGUCGCCGAAAUCAUUAGCGCUACAUGGACAGGCUCAGAUUGUCGAGGAUACCGCACCUGUUUCUAAUGCAAACUCGGAUACACAGCGGUUAUCAUCGAAAAGGCGACUGAGCGAUAAAACCAAGGUGGAACCCCCCCUCAAACACUGUAGGAGUGGCUCGCCGACGGCAGAAGACCAGUGUACGUUGCAUUCAUGCUUCUCAGCGGCGCCACUUCACGAACGCCUCGAUUUCCUUGCUUGGCUCUUUAAGACUGGCUUAUUCGAAUCAUUGUCUGCAGCCAGUGUUGGACUUCCCUUCAUACAAGUCAAAGCGUCAGAUCAGCGUGUAGAACCUGCUCAAUCACGACAUCGUCGACCCCGAGCAGCCCGUAAUCGCACAUGCCCCACUUCAACCGAGUCCAGGAAGGGUAAAGCAUGGGAACCCGAUGAGAUCAAACUUCUCGUGCAGUUGAAGGAAGAUGGCUUGCCAUGGUCCGUGAUAGCGAGGAGGUUCGAAAAACGUUUCCCGGGGAGGUCGCAAGGCACUAUUCAGGUCUAUUGGAGCAAGAAUUUGAAAUAUUUGCAUUGAUUAGCAAUUAGAGUAUAGAGGGCACUAUUGUCAUCAGUCUCUGUGAAUCAGUCCCCGUAGCUAGAAAGUGAUCAAAGCUAACGCAUGUAUAUUUCUGAUGUGGCAGGUGAAUGCAUUCGUCUUUCUUCGAAAAAUGAGGGGUUAGGUCCUGAUUAAAAUACUUGUGUUACCUUCCG
Talaromyces stipitatus ATCC 10500 is the source of this 1454-nucleotide messenger RNA. RefSeq lists its product as uncharacterized. The transcript has 2 exons. The coding region runs from base 280 to 1278 and encodes 332 amino acids. Lineage: Eukaryota; Fungi; Ascomycota; Eurotiomycetes; Eurotiales; Trichocomaceae. The record is from RefSeq and is a predicted model, not a curated record.